Messenger RNA from Cheilinus undulatus (humphead wrasse), 2651 nucleotides. RefSeq names its product succinate dehydrogenase complex, subunit A, flavoprotein (Fp) (gene sdha). Bases 16 to 2103 code for a protein of 695 amino acids. Gene Ontology annotation, biological process: tricarboxylic acid cycle; mitochondrial electron transport, succinate to ubiquinone. The record is from RefSeq and is a predicted model, not a curated record. The transcript has 16 exons. NCBI's taxonomy places the organism in Eukaryota, Metazoa, Chordata, Actinopteri, Labriformes, Labridae. Gene Ontology annotation, molecular function: flavin adenine dinucleotide binding; succinate dehydrogenase (quinone) activity; electron transfer activity.
UAAAGUCCAACAAGAAUGAGAACACCCCUACUUUUGGAGAUUGGUUUAGUCCAGUGCAACAGAAUAUGUGAACCUCCACUGUCCCUCAGAAUCAACCCUUCAGCUGACAACAUGGCGAGUGUUCGCGCUGCGUCCCGUCUCCUCUCCAAGAGGAUACUAUCUAAAACAAAAGCCGUCCCUGCAGCUGCAGUCCAGGGAUCCAGAAACUUUCACUUCUCCAUCUAUGGCAAGAAGAAAAGUGCAAGUGUAUCAGAAGAUAUCUCCACCCAGUAUCCAGUUGUAGACCAUGAGUUUGACGCUGUGGUGGUAGGAGCAGGAGGUGCCGGACUCAGGGCUGCAUUCGGCCUGUCAGAGGCUGGAUUCAACACCGCCUGCAUCACAAAGCUCUUCCCCACCAGAUCUCACACAGUUGCUGCACAGGGAGGAAUAAAUGCAGCUCUUGGGAACAUGGAGGAGGAUGACUGGAGGUGGCAUUUCUAUGACACAGUUAAGGGAUCUGAUUGGCUGGGAGACCAGGACGCCAUCCACUACAUGACAGAACAGGCACCUGCAGCUGUUGUAGAGCUGGAGAACUUCGGCAUGCCGUUCAGCCGUACUGAAGAUGGGAAGAUUUACCAGAGGGCCUUUGGAGGUCAGAGUCUCAAGUAUGGAAAAGGAGGCCAGGCUCAUCGCUGCUGCUGUGUAGCAGACAGGACAGGACACUCAUUGCUGCAUACUCUUUAUGGAAGGUCACUUCGUUAUGACACCAGCUACUUUGUGGAGUACUUUGCCCUGGACCUGCUAAUGGAGGAUGGAGAGUGUAAAGGAGUGAUUGCUCUGUGUAUGGAGGACGGAUCUAUUCACCGCUUCAGAGCCCAGAACACCGUUAUUGCUACCGGGGGUUAUGGAAGAGCCUAUUUCAGCUGCACGUCUGCCCACACCAGUACAGGAGAUGGAAAUGCGAUGGUGACUAGAGCUGGCCUGCCCUGCCAAGAUUUGGAGUUUGUACAGUUUCAUCCCACUGGUAUCUAUGGAGCUGGUUGUCUGAUCACAGAGGGUUGCCGUGGUGAGGGAGGCAUCCUCAUAAACAGUGAGGGAGAGCGUUUUAUGGAGCGCUAUGCACCCAACGCCAAAGACCUGGCCUCCAGAGACGUGGUGUCCCGCUCCAUGACCAUAGAGAUCAGAGAGGGCAGAGGUGUAGGACCAGAGAAGGACCAUGUAUACCUACAGCUCCAUCACCUGCCUCCCCAGCAGCUUGCCACAAGGCUGCCGGGUAUCUCCGAGACAGCCAUGAUCUUUGCUGGAGUCGACGUCACUAAAGAGCCCAUCCCUGUCCUGCCCACCGUCCAUUAUAACAUGGGGGGAGUACCCACAAACUACAAGGGACAGGUGAUCACUCACACCAAUGGAGAGGACAAGGUGGUUCGUGGACUGUACGCCUGCGGUGAGGCAGCAUGUGCCAGUGUGCAUGGUGCUAACAGACUGGGCGCUAACUCUCUGCUGGAUCUUGUGGUGUUUGGCAGAGCCUGUGCUCUUACCAUCGCAGAGGAACACAAACCUGGCGAGACUCUGUCCCCUCUAAAGCCCAAUGCAGGUGAGGAGUCUGUGGCCAACCUGGACAAGCUGAGGUUUGCUAAUGGAAGCCUGAGAACCUCUGAGAUCAGGCUCAACAUGCAGAAGACCAUGCAGGCUCAUGCUGCCGUCUUCCGUACUGGCUCUGUUCUUAAAGAGGGAUGCGACAAGAUGGACGCCAUUUACCAGACCCUGGAUGAAAUCAAGACCUUUGACAGAGGUAUCGUGUGGAACACAGACCUGGUGGAGACGCUAGAGCUGCAGAACCUGAUGCUGAACGCCGUCCAGACCAUCCACUCUGCUGAGCAGAGGAAGGAGAGCAGAGGAGCCCAUGCCAGAGAGGACUUCAAGGAUCGUGUGGAUGAGUACGACUACUCAAAGCCCCUGCAGGGUCAAGAGAAGAAGCCCUACGAUCAGCACUGGAGGAAGCACACCUUGUCCUAUGUUGACCCCAAAACUGGAAAGGUGACCCUGGAGUAUCGCCCUGUCAUCGAUAGCUCCCUCGACGAGCAGGACUGUGCUCACGUCCCUCCUGCCAUUCGGUCGUACUAAGAAGAGAAAGAUGAGACCUCUUCCACCUUCCCUCCCAUCACAUCGGCGUUUUUCACUAUUUAUGAAGCUUUCGUUCAUAUAUUUGAAAUGACAUUUUGGGACAAAUUAUGCUUAUGGUUGCACAUGUGUAUCCAUUUAGUGUAGUUAAACAUGAAACUGUCUUGUCUGUGCCCCUCCGUUCUUCUCUGUCAUGUGUGUUUUGCCUUUUUUUAAAAUCAGUUCACAGCAGAUGCAUUUCAAACACGGUUAUUGUUCCCUCUUACUCAGUGUUUUUGUAUAUAUCACAAUGCACACAAGACAAGCGUAAGCUCUGGCUAAAGAACGAAAAACAGUAGAGCAGUAAACAUGUAACACCACACUUGCCAUGUGAUGAUGGCUUAGCGUCAUUUUCCUUGUCUUGCAUGGCAUUAAUCACUUCUGUGGCUUUCUGAAGUGAAGUUUGUGGAGGAGAUUGUAAUUUGAAACGCACAUGUUUUCAUUGUGACAGAGAGGUUAUAAGUAUGUAAAUAUUGCAGAGAUGUUAAAUAAACCUGAUGAGUUAUACUGUA